This is a messenger RNA of Amphiprion ocellaris (clown anemonefish), 4226 nucleotides long. It is a transcript of the gene tmem175, whose product is annotated as transmembrane protein 175. Lineage: Eukaryota; Metazoa; Chordata; Actinopteri; Pomacentridae. Gene Ontology annotation, molecular function: potassium ion leak channel activity; proton channel activity. Bases 103 to 1665 code for a protein of 520 amino acids. The record is from RefSeq and is a predicted model, not a curated record. Gene Ontology annotation, cellular component: endosome; lysosome. The transcript has 10 exons.
UCUCUCUGUCCCCGCCCUCCGUCAGCUGUCAGUCGGCCGCCUGCAGACACUUCGCCCCGCCGCCUCCAUGGUUCCCUCCGCGGUCCUGUAGCUUCCUCCGACAUGGGGGACAACGACGACAUCAUCGAGCACCACGUCGAGGAGGAGAUGGAGAAGAAAAGCGGCCGCAGCCACGCAGCGUCCUCCUCCUUCCUGCUGGAGUCCGUCGGUCCGUCCGACCGGGAGGCCCAUAGCGGCACCCAGUCCUCCCACAGACUGCUGGCCUACAGCGACGCCCUCAUCUCCAUCAUCGCCACCGUCAUGAUUUUACCCGUCGCUCACACCAAAGUGGAGGAUAACGAGGAGUUGAGGCAAAGCGUUCAGCUUCUGCUCACUACAAAGAUCGCUGUUUACUUGAUGACAUUCCUCAUUGUGAGUGUUGCUUGGGCCGCUCAUAUCAGAUUAUUUCAGGUGAUUGUGCGUAUCGAUGACUGUCUCGCUCUGCUGAACCUCGCCUGCAUGAUGCUGAUAACCUUCCUGCCGUACACGUUUUCUUUAAUGGCGACCUUCACUGAGAACGUCCUCGGGAUUUUACUGUUUUGUGGUUGUGUGAUGGUGAUCGGCGUCAUUCAGUCGCUGAUCGUGUUGUACGCCUUCAGUCGGCCCUUCCUGCUCAACGAACAGAUCCAGAUCUCAGAGAAUCAGAACUACUACAAACACCACAUCCUCCAAGUCAUCAUGAGGGUUCCCAUCAUGUGCUUCUUCGCCAGCAUCUUCUCCUUCAUCUUCUUCCAGCUGUCCUAUGUUCUCUUGGCCAUCAUCAUCUUCCUGCCCUACAUCUCGCAGUGUUUGAAGUGGUGUCGCAGCAAAGCCAUCGGUCAAGUGGAGGAUACUCCAGACUCCAUGUUGUUUUACACGUACCUGCCCAACGAACCCCUCAGCAAAGACCGGGUGGAGGCUUUCAGUGAUGGAGUUUACGCCAUCGUAGCGACGCUCCUCAUCCUGGACAUAUGCGAGGACAACGUUCCCGACCCGACAGUCGUCCAGAAGCAGUUCGGCGGCAGCCUGAUCGCGGCCCUGCAGGUCUACGGCCCGGAGUAUCUCGCCUACUUCGGCUCGUUCGCCACCGUCGGCCUCCUCUGGUUCGUCCAUCACUCGCUCUUCCUCCACGUCACCAAGACGACGCGCUUCAUGGGCCUCCUCAACACCUUCUCGCUGGCGUUCGUCGGAGGCUUGCCGCUAGCCUACCAGCUAACGCACGAGUUCCCGCGCAACUCCCGCAACGAGCUGGAGGCCAUCCAGAUCAGCUGCGUGAUCGUUUUCUUCGCGGGAAUAUUUCAACUGGCCAUCUGGGUGGUGGCGCUUUACAACCAGCAGGAGACGCUGCAUCCUUACGUACGGUAUGGCGGACGCGAGCACGAGUUCAUGCUGGCUAAGCUAGCCCUGUACCCGUGCGUAGCUUUGGGGACGUUCUUCCUCACGUGCAUUUUGAGUAAAUUUAGCGCUCCAAUUUUCCACCUGAUGGAAAUCACGGUGCCUUUUGCUUUUCUGGUGUUGAGGAUCUUAGUGCGCAUCGGACUCGCGUUGCUGAGGCUGAUUUUCUGCCCUGACAGGCCCGAUCCGAGGACGGUCGUAGAGGAGGAAGGUGACGAAACAAGAGUGCCAUUUAAUGCUCUAGUUACUUAGCUAGCUUAAUGGGAAGUCGCCACAGAAAAUGAAGAUGAAGUGACAGAUAAGAGUUACUGCUUAGGUUUUACCUCUCAUCAGGAGAACGUUGGGGUUGAAAUCGGGAACAAAAUCGGAGGCGGUUUGUUGUUUAGUUCAACGUCUCGAGUGGGAACUGGUGCAAACGGGAUUAGAUGUGACCGUCCAUGUCGAAGGAGAAGUCUAGAUCCUGUAAAAGUGAAGAAAGCUGUAGUGAUACUGAAAGCUAAAGUCUACUGAUUCAUUCUGUUUUCUAAACAGUAACAUGAAGACCAAGCUAAUACUAGUUUGAUCACUUUUUGCCGGCUUUCACUGAGAUCAGCCUCUCAACACUCUUUUUGUGCAAAGUACAGUCCAUCCAGCUGCCGUGGGUUUAAUCCAGCCUUUAUUCUUUAAAUUUUUUUUUUAAACCUUCUAAUUACAUUCGGACACAUUUAGCUGCAGAAAGUUCUGCAUAAUUGCCGACGAUGGGAUAACCCUAACCCUCAAGCACAAACAGGCAAGGGUUUAAGUCUGGGCACUUUAAACUUUGUACUGGUAAGAAAGGGCCAUAAACUUUGAAACUGCACUAUUUGAAAGUGUUUUGAGUUAGAUAUGUGUGUGUGAUAGCUACAGGAAUGUACUCAUCUCAGUGUCGCAUCAUAUUUAAAUACUAAAGGAAGACUGUCAAUCCCUCCUGAAACUGUACAUGCUAACUUAGUAAAGGAUUGUGAGAGGCUGUUUCACAUUUUGUUUCCAAAAUACUGACGUCAGGCUUUCUUGAAAAUUCAGGAUCUGCAGUUAUAAAACACAAGAAGAAGUCCUGAUUAAGUGGAGAAGUUUGUGGAAAGAAAAACAUGUUGUAGUAUGUUUCUCCAGAAGGGGUCGCUGUUGUUUCUGUUAAAUAAUCUUGAGGCACAUGCAUCUUUUUAAUGUAGGGAUGCACGACAUUGGAUUUUUGCCUAUAUUUGAUAUACUAAUAAAUAUUUAUAGAUAACAUCAGGUCUCUCCUGUAGUGGAUUUAACUAAAUAUUAUGCUUGUGAGUCAAUCCAGGAUUGGAGGACAUUUGUUUGAAAAAUAAACCUUCUCUUUUACAGUUUUCUGCUCCAUAUUCAUCAAUAGUAAGUAAUAACCUAUCAAAGGCUUGAUUGGCUCAGCUUCCAUAUCAGUGGUACCAUUUUUAUUCCAUGUUUUCUGUGUUGUUUGCUAACCCUACUCUAAUCACAGUAACAGGGAUGCUAAUCCAUGCUAAUGUGAUCUUUUUCUCAGCAGUAGAAGCUAGAUAUUUAGCUGCUGUUACUGCUGACCAAGAGGACAAACUGACUGAUGGAAAACAGUCAAAAGAAUUAGUCUGAUCCUGAUAAUAUGAGCUGGAGUGAGACGUUCAGUCAAGGCUGACAAUGUUUUCUUCUUCUACCAGCUAACAAGGUUAUCCUAACAUGUUGUGGGACACAUGCAUGAUAAUUAUUAUAUAAAGUGUUAUGCUGAUUAAAAAAAAGUUCCCACAAUUACAAGAGACAUCAAUGAAAAACAUAAUACCAAAGAAAUGAGAUUUAAAUUUCAUUUUAACUGUUCCAUUUGAGAUUCAGUUUGGUCAUCGGGGGGACAAGAGAAAAAUGGCAUUUUAGGAGGAACUCCAGACUUAUUUGGUAGAUUUGGUCUCAGGGCAAGUACAUUUCCACAACAACUGCAUGUUUUAGUAUUUUGUACAUGGAUUAUUUGAAAUUUGAUGUAAAAUGUCCUCUAAUUCUGGAAUGACCUUUAUUCCUACAGUGUGGACCCACUAGCAGAUACUUUUCAAACUUCAAAAUGUGCAAAAAACAGUAUAAACAGUGCAACUUACCUGCAAAAUGAUUCAUAUUUAAUUUAUGUAACGUGCAAAUUUUUAUCUACUUAUGCCAAUAUUACAUUUUAAAGCCAGUAUAAUCGUGCAGCCUUACUUUAAUCAUGAUGUAAACAUAUUUGCAUUUAAAUACUGACAUAAAUAUGACAUGCACUUUAUUGAAAACCUGCCCGAGGAUUAUACUGACAAGGAUGAAUUAAUUGUUAUAUUUUUUAAGAUUAGGAGCAAAAAAAAUACUCAGCUGGCGCUGAAUGUGGGCAUUUUGACUCUUUGUUUUGUCAUUUUACUUUUAAACUGCAUAAAAUCUGGUUUAUUUUGUGUAUUUUAUAAUCUGUUGUGAUCUGUUCUCAUGUUUAAUAGAUGAGGAAAGAAUCAGAAGAAUGAAUGCCAUGAAUUUGUUUACUCACCAAAUGUUCUUAGACAUUAUGACCCAAAAUGAGCAACUAUAUUUAUAUAUUACACAUCAGAAAACACCAUUUUUACGGUUUCUUUGUGAGCAAAUAUUCCUUCGUGUGUCGUCUUCAUUCCUUCAACAUGUUUAUCGAGGAAAGAGGAGUCGGUGGUGAAUAUCUGAGGCGCUCUUAAUGCUUAAAUGUCUGAAAACAUCGGUGAAAAUGCUGCAUUUCCUCUUUCACGCUCUGCAAAACCUAUUUUUAAAAUGUCAAAAAUUGUCAAGCUUUGUUAUGUGAAUAAAUCUGCAGUUGGUCCUUUAAUGUCAAA